Stylonychia lemnae is the source of this 3876-nucleotide messenger RNA. NCBI's taxonomy places the organism in Eukaryota, Ciliophora, Spirotrichea, Sporadotrichida, Oxytrichidae. The record is from the annotation of a GenBank genome assembly.
AUGGAUCCAAUUAUAAAAAAAGGCGCAUGGAAGUUAAAAGGAAUAUCCAAUUUUUUUCUUGUCCUACUUGCAUUAGAGAUACAGAUAAUACAGUGUUUGAUAUCAAGCUCAUAGUAAUGCUUCAUGAGCUAUCCAAUAUACUUCAAUGAUGAUUCAAAAGACACUUCUGUUACUGCAUUUGACAUAGAUGGAUUCUAAAAUGUAGCAGUCGGUGGAUUGAUUGAUACUACAAAGACAUUCAUUAGUUACUACAAGCCUGGUAAUUAAGUUUAAUGGACUUUUUCUCUACAAGGAUCUCUUUAUAGGUACAUUUCAGCUGUUAAAUUCAAGAAUAACUUAAAAUAUUCUGACACAGUCCUUGUAGUUUUAGACAAAGAAAAAAAUAAUAAUUAGAAUACACUUUAUCUAAUCUUUAGCACAGAUGGUACUCUGCUUUUUUAAAUAAAAGACUACGGUGAUAUCAGUGGGAAUAACGAAGGACUUUUGAAAAAUCUGAAUAGUAAUAAUGUUCUUUAUUCUUCUGAAGGGAAAGUUAUUGCUGCGGGUAGUUCUAAAUUGAAUGGGCAAAUGAAUAUGAUCAUACUCUAACCUUAGAAUCCAAUAAGUUAAACAGAAUCUAUAUUAUAUUAUCAAAUUCAAAGUAGAGCUUAUUCGCUAGUCUUUGGUUAAAAUGAAUAGGAGAUGAUUCUUGGUAGUUUCUACAUUGAUAAUGCAUCUAUGUUUUUCUUGCUAUCAAAAGUCCAUGUUGUUACAAGCACACUUUCAACAUAAUGGAAUUAUGGAUUUUUUUAUUAAGAUCUUACAUGGUUAUUGCCUUAUACUUUCACAGAUAAAAUAACCCAAAUAAUUCAUGUUCUUUAUGAAAGCACAAUGACAUAUAUUAGUGGAUGCAUUAACUCAUAAACUUAAAAUGGAAUAGACAUUCAUGCUUUUUAUCUUUCCAUUAGUGGCUCAAACUCAAUAAUAGAAAAUAGAAUUGUUUCAAAAAUUAGUUCAACUGAGACAUGCCUUCAGAUAUUUAGUAACACUCCCGGAGAAUUAUAUUUUCUUAAUCAGAAUGUUUUCUCGAAAGUAGUUAUCCUGCUUAAAGCAUCAAAUGUUCUUUCAUCUGGAGUUAUUGAUUAUCAUAUAAAAGCCUCGUCUGCACAAAGGCAGGGAUAUGUUAUGAGUUUUCAAGAUACUUAAGCAUGUGACCCAAUAGCUACGACUUCUCCAAUACUGGCUUCUUAUUUUAUAGAUAGCGAUCCUAAUCUUAUAUUUACUUCUUUGGCAUUUGGAUAACGUUCUGAUUUCUCUCUUGAUCAUAUUAAUUCAGCAUUUGCACUGUCUUCUAUUGGACUGCUUAAUCUACCUUAAUCAUCUUUAUGCCCAUCAACAUUUGCAAAUAAGCCAGUUUCACUUAACAUAGGCAUUGAAAGUUAUAAUUAUUUUAGUCAAAAUCUAAAGAAAAAUGGGGGCUUUUUUUAUGAAAUAACAAAUCAAUUCGUUGGAGAUGAUGGAUGCGAUGAUUCAAAUAGAGUCUAUGAUAUCUAGCUUAGUUUCUAAAACUCAUCAUUAGGCUCACAAUAUGAUUUCAACAUAGAUUUAGUCUCAAAUACUACUACACUAAAUACCUAGUCAGAUCUUUUGAGAAUUGAACCUAUACAAUAUAACUUUGCAGCACCGAGUAUGACAGUAAAUUUAGGUCAAUUUGGCUUCUGGCCAUCAGAUUGUGACAUUGAUUAUGAAAUUAUUUAGAUAAGUGGCCCUUUGGCUAUUGAUGUCAUUAUACCUGUUCCUCCUUCACCACCAGUAACGAUAAAUCGAAACCUUAUUUCAAAUUCUAGAAAUCUGUAGGCAGGUGCGCCAAUUACAGCUGAUAAAAAUAUAAUAACAAUCUUCACCAAUAACAUAAAGGCAAUUGGAACAUAUAUUCUUCAGCUUAAAUCAUUUAACUUACUUAAUCCUUUUAAUUGGGCAUCUACUGAAUUCAUUGUAUAAAUUGGAUGUGAAUUGAAAAUAAGUUAUCUCUAGCAGACAACUGAUUAUUAUCUGAGACUAGGCUAAAAUAGGAUAAUUACAUUCUAAGGAAUUAAGUUUUUAUCAAAAUGUUCAUACCCAAUCAAGUAUGAGAGCACAUUAGUUGAUGGAAGUAAAUUGCCUAGCUUUAUCAAGUUCAACUAAAAUAAAAUGAGUUAUAGUAUAUUUUCAGUCAAUAUUGCAGAUGUGGGCUUGUACAAAAUGAAAAUCAAAGCAAUCAUAUAGGAUUUUAACAAAACAUAUGAUGAUUCUUUCACUUGGACAUUUAAUAUGACAGCAGAUCCAUUAUCUGAAACUAACUAGUAUGCACCUAGAUUUGAAACAACCCUUGCUUAAUUAAAUCUGUUAGUUGGAUAGAGUUUUGCUUAUAAUUUGCCAAAGAUAAGUCUUUAAUUCAGCUUUAAUCCAAUGCCAGAAGAUGUAGGUUUAUAUCAAAUACCUAUCACUUUGAUAGAUAAUGGAUAUCCAUCGAUGAAAAACUUUUAUGUGCUAGCUAUAAAUGUUACGACUAUGCUAACAGUUAGCAAUUUGUAGCAACAAUUGAGUUAAAUUCAUGUUUAAUAAGAAGAUAUAGAUGAAUACUAUUUGUUUAAUAAGGAAUUCAAAGCUAAAGUAAAGAAUAUUUAAGCAGAUGGGCUGAUGACCUUGCAGUUUUAUCAUGACUGGACAUUUUCAGAGAUAUAUAAUAAUUUCUCUAAUAUCAAAAUUGAGAUCCUAUUUGAACCAGUAUAAGAAUAAUAAGCUAGAUUAGCUAGUUGGGAGAUUAUCAAAUUCCAAAGAAAAAUUCUUAGUAUCCAGCUGAACUUUGAAUAUCCUCAGGAAAUUUCUCUCGCAGAAAGGAUAAGUAAUUAUUGGAUUAAUCAGCUCAAGCAAUUCAGUAAGCUUUUAACAUUGGACUGGGCUCAAAUUUAAUACUCUAGUUUUUCAUUUUGGUCUGCAGUUAAUAACCUACAGCUAAUAGUUUAUUUCCCAAUGCUUAAAAUUAAUAUGCCCUCUAAUGCCUAGUACUUCAUUAAUAUGCUAAUAGACCUCACGAAUUUUAAUGUUUUCCCUGAAAAUGAAGUUCAAGCUAAAAUUCUUUCAUAGUACAUUUAUGAUCUACCUGAAGACAAACAAUAAGCAUACCUUAUGCCAGAGGAAUAUAGUACAUAUGGAUAUGAAAAUAUUCUCUAUACAUCAGUUUUCUCAAAUGCUCUUAAAUUUCUAGCGAUUGGAGUUUUUGUUUGUAUAAUUGCAGGGCUCUUGGCAUUUAUGUUUCCAAUCAUGUCUUUGAUAUUUUUAAGGAAGAAUAGAUUGAAUAUUGAGACAAAAUAAUUUCAAGAUUAGUUCAGCACAUUAUGUGAAAAUAUAAACCCAAAUAGGUACUUCUCAGGGUGGGCUUUCAUAUAUCUUAUCUGUGGUAACGUAUGCAUAAAUUUCUUGACCAUAAUCAUCGUAAUUUUGGCAUAAAUUAUUUCUGCUAUUGUUGGAUUUUUAAGUAAGAAAUGCAAGAGAGACAAAACAGUAUAGAUUUUAAGCACAACCACAAUGAAUUCUAACUCACCAUAGUAAUCAUCUCAAAGCAUUAGUGGUGCUAAAAGCUAAGAAGCUCCCACAAAUUUCACACUUGAUCUUUCAGUACUCACAGAGCAAAGAAUAAGAUUAAAUCCCUUAUAUAAAAACAAUUUAGAUAAUAGAAUAAGCAAUGUAAUCAACUAUAAUGAUAAAUAAAAGGAUUUGAGACGGCUAAAGAAAAGAUCAGUAGCCAUAAAGAAGGAUAAUGAUAUAGUAAGCAUCUAUGACUAAUUUUAAAACAAUGAUAUUAAUUUCAGCUAGUCUAAAAAGCUAUACUCUAAAAAUGAUGAUAUUAACUAUUGA